This is a messenger RNA of Monopterus albus (swamp eel), 6059 nucleotides long. It is a transcript of the gene col2a1b, whose product is annotated as collagen, type II, alpha 1b. Gene Ontology annotation, cellular component: extracellular matrix. Gene Ontology annotation, molecular function: extracellular matrix structural constituent; protein binding. NCBI's taxonomy places the organism in Eukaryota, Metazoa, Chordata, Actinopteri, Synbranchiformes, Synbranchidae. The record is from RefSeq and is a predicted model, not a curated record.
GACUGCUAUCUGGGAAUAUACGAAGAUUCAUUGAAGGCAAUUGGGACAUAAAACUCCAGCGUCUGGCCUGAAGCGGUCGGUGCUGAGUUUCUGCAGGUCCAGGUCCUGCCGGUGGAUUCAGCUGUCGGGUUUUGGGAAGGGUGAAUGUCGAAUGGUUUGGCUUUUGUAACUAGGGACACACACACUAAAUACUGAGAGAAGCCUCCGCUCCUUUCGCACCCCUUUUCUCCCUCAAGGGCCCUACAUGUCUAAUAUUUAGACAUGUUCAGCUUUAUGGAUUCCAGGACUCUACUGCUACUUGUAGCAACUCAAGUCUGUCUAUUAUCCGUUGUAAGAUGUCAGGAGAAGAUCGAACAAUCGGAUGUGCUUAGCUGUUCACAAGAUGGACAGCGAUAUAGUGACAAGGACGUAUGGAAACCAGAGCCUUGUCGCAUCUGUGUGUGUGACACUGGAACCAUCCUGUGUGAUGAAAUUGUCUGCGAGGAGCUUAAAGACUGCCCCAAACCUGAAAUCCCAUUCGGAGAGUGUUGCCCCAUCUGCGCAGCUGACACGUCUCCGCCCAUUGGAACACCUGGAGCUAAGGGUCAGAAAGGUGAACCUGGAGACAUUACUGAUGUUGUAGGACCAAGAGGACCAUCUGGCCCAACGGGGCCGCCAGGAGAGCAAGGCCCCCGUGGACCAAGAGGAGAAAAAGGAGAGAAGGGAAACCCAGGUCCACGUGGCAGAGAUGGUGAGCCUGGAACCCCUGGAAACCCUGGGCCCCCUGGUCCUCCAGGACCUAAUGGACCCCCUGGCCUUGGUGGGAACUUUGCUGCUCAGAUGACCAGUGGCUUUGACGAGAAGGCCGGCGGCGCACAGAUGGGUGUUAUGCAAGGACCAAUGGGCCCUAUGGGACCCAGAGGACCACCUGGCCCCACUGGAUCACCUGGCCCACAAGGUUUCCAAGGCAGCCCAGGAGAGGCUGGAGAGCCUGGAUCAUCUGGUCCCAUGGGUCCUCGUGGCCCCCCUGGAUCUCCUGGAAAGCCUGGAGAUGAUGGUGAGGCAGGCAAAUCUGGCAAACCAGGCGACCGUGGACCUUCUGGACCCCAGGGAGCUCGUGGAUUCCCAGGAACACCUGGCCUGCCUGGCAUCAAGGGACACAGAGGUUAUCCAGGUCUUGAUGGUGCAAAGGGAGAGACUGGAGCUGUUGGCGCUAAGGGUGAGGCUGGUGCUCCUGGAGAGAGCGGUGCUCCUGGACCGAUGGGACCUCGUGGUUUGCCAGGUGAGAGAGGUCGCCCUGGACCCAGCGGAGCUGCUGGAGCACGUGGAAAUGAUGGCUUGUCCGGCCCUGCUGGCCCCCCAGGCCCCGUCGGUCCCUCUGGAGCUCCGGGCUUCCCUGGCUCUCCAGGUGCAAAGGGAGAAGCUGGUCCUACUGGUGCUCGUGGACCUGAGGGUGCUCAGGGACCUCGUGGAGAGUCUGGCACUCCUGGCUCAUCUGGGCCUGCUGGUGCGCCCGGCAACCCAGGUACUGAUGGUAUCCCUGGAGCUAAAGGAUCUGCUGGUGCUCCUGGUAUCGCUGGUGCUCCUGGUUUCCCUGGACCUCGUGGGCCUCCUGGGCCACAGGGAGCAACUGGGCCUCUUGGCCCUAAAGGAACAUCUGGAGACCCAGGUAUUCCGGGAUUCAAAGGAGAAGCUGGACCCAAAGGAGAAAUCGGCCCACCUGGCCUCCAGGGAGCACCUGGCCCACAAGGAGAAGAGGGCAAGAGAGGACCCAGGGGCGAACCUGGUGCUGCUGGACCUCUUGGACCUCCUGGAGAGAGAGGAGCCCCUGGUAACCGUGGUUUCCCAGGUCAAGAUGGUCUGGCAGGUCCAAAGGGAGCCCCAGGUGAGCGUGGACCCUCUGGUGCCAGUGGCCCUAAGGGUGCUGGUGGUGACCCUGGCCGUCCUGGAGAGCCUGGUCUGCCUGGUGCCAGAGGCCUGACUGGUCGCCCAGGGGACGCUGGUCCUCAAGGCAAAGUUGGACCUUCUGGAGCUCCUGGUGAGGAUGGACGUCCAGGACCCCUGGGCCCACAGGGAGCCCGUGGACAGCCUGGUGUCAUGGGAUUCCCUGGACCCAAGGGAGCAACUGGUGAACCUGGCAAGUCUGGCGAGAAAGGACUGGCUGGAGCUUCUGGUCUGAGAGGUCUGCCUGGUAAAGAUGGGGAAACUGGGCCUGCUGGACCCCCUGGCCCUGCUGGUCCUGCUGGAGAGAGAGGAGAGCAAGGACAGCCCGGUCCAUCGGGCUUCCAGGGUCUGCCUGGACCUCCUGGCCCUCCUGGUGAGGGAGGCAAGCCUGGAGACCAGGGUGUCCCUGGAGAGGCUGGAGCAGCUGGUGGUACUGGACCCAGAGGAGAGCGUGGUUUCCCUGGAGAGAGAGGAGCUGCUGGCCCUCAGGGUCUGCAGGGACCCAGAGGUCUGCCUGGAACCCCUGGAACUGAUGGAGUCAAGGGAGCCAUUGGACCUGCUGGUGCCCAAGGAACUCAGGGCCCCCCAGGCCUGCAGGGUAUGCCUGGAGAGAGAGGAGGCAUUCCUGGACCCAAAGGAGACAGAGGUGACAUUGGAGAGAAAGGACCUGAGGGUGCUCCUGGCAAAGACGGUGCCAGAGGUCUCACUGGUCCCAUUGGUCCUUCUGGUCCUUCUGGUCCCAACGGUGAGAAGGGUGAAUCAGGUCCUGCUGGUCCUGUUGGUGUUCCUGGCACCCGUGGUGCUCCUGGUGACAGAGGUGAAACUGGACCUCCUGGACCUGCUGGGUUUGCUGGACCCCCUGGUGCUGACGGUCAGCCUGGAACCAAGGGAGAGCAGGGAGAAUCUGGACAGAAGGGAGAUGCUGGUGCCCCUGGACCCCAAGGCCCAUCUGGUGCCCCUGGACCUGCAGGACCUACAGGUGUUUUUGGACCUAAAGGCGCUCGUGGUGCUCAGGGACCUCCUGGUGCCACUGGAUUCCCUGGAGCUGCUGGCCGAGUUGGACCCCCUGGCCCCAAUGGUAAUCCUGGACCAGCUGGUCCUGCUGGCCCUCCUGGUAAAGAUGGACCCAAGGGUGUGAGAGGAGAUGGUGGACCCCCAGGCAGACAGGGUGAUGCUGGGCUCCGCGGCCCUGCUGGGUCUCCUGGAGAGAAAGGAGAUCCUGGAGAGGACGGUCUUCCUGGUGCCCUAGGUCCUUCAGGUCCUCAGGGUUUGGCUGGUCAGCGCGGUAUUGUUGGUCUACCUGGCCAGCGUGGUGAGAGAGGAUUCCCUGGUCUGCCUGGACCCUCUGGUGAACCUGGAAAGCAAGGAGCGCCUGGUGGCCCUGGAGACCGUGGACCCCCGGGACCCGUGGGACCUCCUGGACUCACUGGACCUGCAGGAGAGCCUGGCAGAGAGGGAAACUCUGGAUCUGAUGGACCUCCUGGUAGAGAUGGUGCUGCUGGAAUCAAGGGUGAUCGUGGUAACACCGGUCCUGCUGGUGCUCCUGGUGCUCCAGGUGCUCCUGGUGCUCCCGGCCCAGUUGGUCCCACCGGCAAACAGGGAGACAGGGGAGAGGCUGGUGCGCAAGGACCUGCUGGACCUUCAGGGCCUGCUGGAGCCAGAGGAAUGCCUGGACCCCAAGGACCCCGCGGUGACAAGGGGGAGGCUGGAGAGGCUGGUGAGAGAGGACAGAAGGGACACAGAGGUUUCACUGGUCUGCAGGGUCUGCCUGGACCUCCGGGUCAAGGUGGAGACCAAGGUGCUACUGGACCUGCUGGACCUGCUGGACAAAGAGGACCACCGGGACCUGUUGGCCCUGCUGGAAAAGAUGGUGCAAACGGUCUGCCAGGACCAAUUGGACCCCCUGGACCUCGUGGUCGCAGUGGAGAGACUGGUCCUGCUGGUCCCCCUGGAAACCCUGGACCCCCUGGUCCUCCUGGUCCCCCUGGCCCUGGUAUUGACAUGUCUGCCUUCGCUGGUUUGGGUCAGACUGAGAAGUCACCUGAUCCUCUCAGGUACAUGAGGGCUGACCAGGCUUCUGGAAGUCUCCGCCAGCAUGAUGCUGAGGUCGACUCCACCCUCAAAUCUCUCAACAACCAGAUUGAGAACAUCCGCAGUCCUGAGGGAUCCAAGAAGAAUCCUGCUCGCACNNAGGCUGAUCUGCUUUUUUUUUGUCCUCUCUUGAUCUUCCCUGUAGGAGAGUACUGGAUUGAUCCCAAUCAGGGUUGUACCAUCGAUGCAAUCAAGGUGUUCUGCAACAUGGAUACAGGGGAGUCCUGUGUCUACCCUAAACCUUCUAAAAUCCCUCGCAAGAACUGGUGGUCCAGCAAGAGCAAGGAUCGCAAACACAUCUGGUUCGGAGAGACAAUGAAUGGAGGAUUCCAUUUCAGCUAUGGUGAUGACAGCCUGGCACCCAACACUGCUGCCAUUCAGAUGACGUUCCUGAGACUGCUGUCCACCGAAGCUUCUCAAAACCUCACCUACCACUGUAAGAACAGCGUGGCCUACAUGGACGCCUCAACGGGCAACCUCAAGAAGGCCGUCCUGCUGCAGGGCUCCAACGAUGUGGAGAUCAGAGCUGAGGGCAACAGCCGUUUUACAUACAGCGUGAUGGAGGACAGCUGCACGAAACACACGGGACAGUGGGGCAAGACAGUGAUGGAAUACAGAUCGCAGAAGACCUCUCGUCUGCCCAUUGUGGACAUUGCCCCCAUGGAUAUCGGCGGAGCAGACCAGGAGUUCGGUGUUGAUAUCGGGCCAGUCUGCUUCUUGUAAAGAAUGAGGGAUCAAAAGAAGAGAAAGAAGAAGUGAAAUUUUACAAGUGAAAGAGGAGCACACUUCAGAUAAAGGAGGGGAGAAAGAGAGAGAAAGAAAAAUCAAGACACUUUUUUUAAAUGGGACUUUUUUCUAAUUAAGAAGUGCUUUUUCCAAGUCGAACUCUGUAGGAUAUCUGCACUGAAUGACACCAGCAACAGUCAUCUGUGAUUCAUCCAGCUUUGCCUCCAGACAAAUCGCCUCCCCUAUGAACAACAGGCACUCCCCAAGAGUCCCCACUUCACCCCGGGUGAACAGCAACCCCCUCUGCUUACCCCAGCCCCACAUCCAUGAGCAAGAAGUAUGAGGAGAGCAGCAUACCAGAGAACUAGAGAGAGAAAAACGUGUUGGUGUUAUUUAUUUAUUGUUUAGAUUUGGGUCCCAGAUGUGGGAGGACUGAGUUUGUUGCUAAGAAAUAAAAAUCCAACUUACACAUAUUUUAAAAAACAUUAUCCACCAACUUCCUCUCUUACUUCCUCAUGUUUUCUAAUCACCCAACUCCUGUACCACAUCCACUAAAGCGAACACAACUCUUUAAUACAAAAAAAGUCUAGCUACUUAGAAAGUUCAGGUUUUCCUCUUUCUUCCACCACAGUGUGUAUCAAGAAGUUACUGUGUUUUAUAGUAAAAGUCAAUGGUGCUAUUGUUGUAAAAGUCUGUAUUUUUUAACAACCAUAUACUCAUGUGUAGUGAGUUGUAUAUAUGUAUAUAUAUGUAUAUGUGUGUAUACAUAUAUAUACAGGUACAGUUUGUCAGAGAGAGCAUUUUACCCUGGGAUUUUGGAUUUCAGGAUGAAAUCACCCUCCCCACCCUCCUGCUUCAACCCUUUUAGAUAAAUAAACAUGUCCCAAAUGAAGUUUUACAAACAAGGGAUGUACAAUUUAGAACAAAUUUAAAACGUUUUUUUUCUUUUUUUAAAGCUACCUCACACUAAAAACAUACAACUUCACAAAUAAAACUAAGGUCUCUCCCCCGAAUCUUUGUUUACGAGGCCCAUAUUUAUGGCCCAGCGUGCUGGCCCCCAUUUGACCCCAGACCCACUCAUUUCCUCCCUUCAGUUCCCUCACACAGGGUGUGCCUUCUGCCUCAGUGGACACAUUUACACAGCGGUAGAGUUUUAAGUUGUGUUUAACUUUGCUGCUCCAGUUUUACAGCCAGUGCAGAUGGUUCAUUUGUGUGAGGUUGUGUAUAUUUCUAUUAUUGAUAAUAGUAUUAUAUUAUUAUGAUCAUGACUUGUUUUUGUUACACUUUAAUUAAUGUAAAUUGGAAAUAAAAGACAAAAC